UAGAGCGAGGGGGGGGGGUAGAAGAUCAUGCUGCAAAUAUGGAACCACUUAGGGCCUGAGAGCUCAGCCCAUGAGGGGUUAAAGAUGGCGACGGGGAUAAGUGGAGCUUGUUUAUCGCAGAUUUUUGACAGUGGGUAGUUAAAUGGUGCGUUUUCACAGCCCAGCCUCCAGUCUGGGGAAGCAGACCAGGCUCCGCAGCGCCCUGCACACCGCCUCCGCUCUUCCUCAUCUCCGACCCUAAAUCUUCUUGCGUGACUCGGGACAAAGGAGAGGAGGAUUAGUUUCUCCUCCGGUCUUCCCUCACCUCCACACUCACCGUCUCCAUCGCUGCUCCGGGGCCUGUGAGAUUACCUCGUCCACGUCCUCCGUCCUCCACCGGCCGCCGCCGCCGUCGUUGCCCUUUUGCCCUUUUGCCCUUUUGCCGUUUGCCCUUGCCUCUUUCGGGUCCCUUCGCGGUGGAACUUACUCUCGGACCCGACGCCCACCGGAGUCCCCCGCAGAUGCAGACCGCAGCCCGAUGAAGCGGGCGCUCGCCAGCAGCCCAGAUGCAUUUGCGACUCUUUGCCACUGUGAUGUCCUUGCUGUGUGAGGUGAUCAGGAUGGGGUCUGGUGUCAUGCAGAAGCAAAGUGCUCAGCGGGAGACGUCGGAGGACUGCCGGAGCUGCCUGGAGUGUUCCCGUGACAACGGCUGCGUGCGUUGCCCCGAGCGACUCUUCCUGUUCCUGCAGCGGGAGGGGAUGUCUCACCACGGGACGUGUCUCCACGCCUGCCCGGCGGGACACUACGGACAGAGAGGGAAGGACAUCAACCGCUGCAUGAAGUGCCGCUCGCCGGACUGCGAUCACUGCUUCAGCCGAGACUUCUGCACCAAGUGCAAACCGGGCUUCCUGCUGUUCAAAGGCAAGUGUGCGACGAGCUGCCCGAGGGGGACGUUCGCCCACCAAACGGACUGUAUAGAGAACUGUCUCUUCGCUCCGCUGGGCGAGUGGAGCGAGUGGAGCGUCUGCCUCCGUGACGGCGUCACCUGCGGCUUCAGGUGGGGCAGGCAGACCCGGACCCGGGCGGGCCGGACGCCCGAGGAGAGCGCGGCGUCGCUCUGCCCGUCCCACAGCGAGACGCAGAGGUGCCGGAUGAGGAAGAAGUGUCCCACAGAGGGAAGACAGAAUCAAAAACUCGGACUGGGAAAGAAGAGGGAGAGGAAACGACUGCGGCUGCUCGCCAGCGGCAACAGCAACGCCGGCAACUCGCCGAACGCGACGACGGGCGGCGCCGGAGAGGUUCCCGAGGAGGUGACGGACGCGCCCGGAGACCAGCCGCUCGGCACGACGCGCGUCAGCGGAGACUUUUUAAUCUGAGACUAAAAAUCAACUGUUUGUUUCUUUGUUUCCGAUCGGGACUCGGUUUCAGAAGUCGUCAUCGGCUGCACGUUGCUUACUGGAAACUCAAAGACGAGCAACUCCAGUCGACAUCAUGACGGAGGAAUUCUUGCGAGGCCUGUGCGUGAAGAUUUCCACCGGACGAUCUUUAUGAUUAUGAACAGUUCCUGUGAGUUGGUGAAGAAAACUGAAGAAAGGUCAAAGUUACAUUUGUGCGUUUGUAUUUAAAAGGAGAGAGACGACCCUUUGAGAAGACGGAAGGAAACCCGCGCUAUUUCUUCAAACUAAACACUUUUUUAAUAUAUAAGUGUCGUAACCAUGACGAUGUAUCAUUUAGCCGCUCGUCUCCUCCGAUAUCGCACAAAGUGGCCGCGACCGAAGAUGUGAAUAUUACCGGUUUGGCUUCGAUGAAUGUUUCAUAUGAGAAAAUGGGAUUUCAGUCCACAACAUGAAUGGAUGUUUCACAUAUUGAUGUUGCCGCCACGUUUUUUUUUUUUUUUUUUAACAUUAUUUUGCUGCCUGCAACACUUGUAGCUAUUUGCAGACUUGUUCAGUACAGACAUGAGUCCUGAGUUAAAAAAAUAAAUAUUUGAAUUGGUAUCUUUGCUUAUGUGAUAAGAAGAUUGCGACAGUAAAAUAAUUCCUCUUUGUCACUUACACCGUUACUGUCGAAACGUUUCUCA
Scophthalmus maximus (turbot) is the source of this 2059-nucleotide messenger RNA. It is a transcript of the gene rspo4, whose product is annotated as R-spondin 4. The record is from RefSeq and is a predicted model, not a curated record. The transcript has 5 exons. The coding region runs from base 546 to 1355 and encodes 269 amino acids. Lineage: Eukaryota; Metazoa; Chordata; Actinopteri; Pleuronectiformes; Scophthalmidae.